AUGAUGCAUGCCACAGUGCCAACAGUGCCGUACCCGGUGCCAACAGUGCCGUACACUGAUGCCAGCAGUGCCAGUGCCAGCGUGCCGUGCACACAGUGCCAACGCAGGUGCCGUACACGGUGCCAGCAGUGCGCGCACGCAGUGCCAACAGUGCCGUACGCCGCAGUGCCAACGGUGCGUACGCCUGAGGUGCCAGCAGUUCCGUACACAGUGCCAACAGUGCCAUUACACAGUGCCGUACACGCAGUGCCGGCAGUGCCGUGGCACACAGUGCCGUUUACAGUGCCAGCAGUGCCGUACACGGUGCCAGCAGUUGCACAGUACAACGGUGCCGUAGAGCGUACAGUGCCAACAGUGCGCACGGUGCCAGCAGUGCCGUCACCGUGCCAGCAGUGCCGUACACACAGUGCCAGCAGUGCGUACACCGUGGUACCGCGUAUCCAACAGUGCCAUACACGUGCCAGCAGUGCACACAGUGCCAGCAGUGCCGUACGCACGUGCCAGCAGUGCCAACAGUGCCGUGCCAGUGCCAGCAGUGCCGUGCACACACAGUGCCGUGGUGCCCAAGCUGAACAGUGCCAACAGUGCGCCGCCGUGCACACAGUGCCAGCAGUGCGCGGCGCACACAGAUGCCAGCAGUGCCGUACACACAUGCCAAUCACGGUGCCAUUGCCAACUGUUGCCGUACACACGAGUGCCAGCAGUGCCGUACACACAGUGCCGUACUGGUACAAACAGUGCCAUUACCCAGUGCCAGCAGUGCCGUACACAGUGCCGUACCAGUGCCAACAGUGCCGUACACACAGUGCCAACAGUGCCGUACACACAGUGCUGGCAGCCAUUACACACAGUGUAACGUUACCCGUACCAGAUGCCAACAGUGCCGUACACAGGCGUGCCGCGGUUACGCACAGUGCCGGCAGUGCCGUACACUGCGGUGCCAGCAGUGCCAUACACACAGUGCCAACAGUGCCGUACGCAGUGCCAGCAGUGCAUUGCGCACAAGUGCCGACAGUGCCAUUGCCAGCAGUGCCGUACACACAGUGCCACUGA
Homarus americanus (American lobster) is the source of this 1053-nucleotide messenger RNA. RefSeq lists its product as uncharacterized. Lineage: Eukaryota; Metazoa; Arthropoda; Malacostraca; Decapoda; Nephropidae. The coding region runs from base 1 to 1053 and encodes 350 amino acids. The transcript is spliced from 2 exons. The record is from RefSeq and is a predicted model, not a curated record.